Molecule: messenger RNA, 457 nt
Organism: Musa acuminata subsp. malaccensis (wild Malaysian banana)
Lineage: Eukaryota; Viridiplantae; Streptophyta; Magnoliopsida; Zingiberales; Musaceae
Source: RefSeq, a predicted model, not a curated record
UGCGCACGACUCGAUCGACCUCCGUCUAGUCUCUUCUUCUUGGCGCUGUUGCUUGUGAGCUUUCCUUUGAUCUCACACCAUCUAUUUCGCACAAUUCCAUCACACUAUAACCAGGUGUACUAAGAUUUACAAAGGUCAAGAACUGCUUAUUUCUCCAAUAAAGCAAUCCACGCAUACGAACUGACUGUUUAUUCGAUCCUGCAGUUCAUGCAUGCAUGGAGAAAGGGAAAUCUUCUGACUGUGAGGACUGUGGUGGAAAAUAUGUUCUGAUAAGAGAUGAAGAAGACCCAAGAUUGGCGUUGUUUGAAAAACCACUUCCAUGCUAUGGUUGUGGCAUUGGAUGGUCAUCUUUGCUUUUAGGAUUUUUGUGCCCAUUGAUAUGGUACUGUGCUGCAACUCUCUACUUAUGCAGAUAUUAUAACAAGGAUCCACGAGAACGAAUUGGCCUUGCUGCUUC